CUUCACAAAAACUUUAAACAUCGAACAUUACCAGCAAUUCGAUUUUCAAACAUCGCUUUCGAUAUUCAAAAGUUUCAAUUUUUUUUGGUGAUUUCCAAGGGGUGCCGGCUGAGUCAGCAGAGGACCAGGAAGAGAUAAAUAAAAUGAUUGAAAGAAAAUUUCGUUCACAAAUGCAAUAAUGAUCAGAUUUUUCAAUUAAAAUAUGAACAUGGAAGCGGCGCUACCACAUUUCCACCGAUUAGCCUCUUCGAGGUUUUACCAGCAGUAUGCAGCACCACCAGUCCGCAUUUCCAGCAAUUAUCUCCACGACCUUGUCCCUCAACAUAACCCUACACUUCUUCAACAAUAUCUAGCAUACUACCACGAACCUUCCCUGCCACUUGAUCUCUCCGUAAAACAAACUACUCCUAUCACACCGCCAUGCACACCACCGCCUGCACAAAAAAGGAAAUCAGAAGAACCAAAGCAAGAUAAACCACAUAAAAUAUUUCGCCACUUCGAAGAUGACGAUUCCAAAGACGAGAUAGAAGAAAAGAACCAAAAACGUAAAAAUGAUGAGGAAAAUUCAAACGAUAGUGAUAGUCCUGAAGCUAAAAAAUUAAAAUUUACAAAACAGUUUUUUGACGAGCUACGAACAUGUCUACCGAAUGAUGGUGACGCUUCGAAAAGUGACCGAAGUUCGCCUGAAAUUGUGGAAAUAAAAGAUGUGGAAGAUCGUCCUCGUAAAUCACCAAAACCGCAACAACCAUUAAAAAGAAGUAAAGCUGUUAGACGGCUGAUGUUUGAUGAGGAUAAAACAUCGCCGGUGUCUGGAACCAUUAUAAGAGAGCUCGAUGAAGAUGAAACUUUGGUUGUAAGAAAGGGCGAUAUCGAUCCGGCUUUCAACGUGGUGGAAGUGACUGAGGAGGCAAAGGCAUUGAUAGCUACGAUUGAGAAUCGCCUCGGGCGGUACAUAUGCAGGCUGUGCCGCCGGCUCUACAAUGAUGCGUUUGCGCUGGCCCAGCACAGGUGCUCGAGAAUCGUGCACAUUGAAUACCGGUGUCCUGAAUGUGAUAAGGUGUUCAAUUGCCCUGCUAACUUGGCUUCCCACCGGCGAUGGCAUAAGCCCCGGGUACCAGGCGUGACAAAACGUCGAGAACCUUCUAACCCUGAAUCUGGGAGAUUUUCCUGUGAGCGCUGCGGAAAGCUCUUCAGACGUCAAGCGUAUUUGCGCAAACAUUUGCUUGCCCAUGACCAACCGGAAAAUGUGACUGAAGUUGAAAAGGAACCAUCCGCUUUUCGCCAAGUUCACGUGGAUUACCAGUCUCACCAACCUGAAGUUCGAGACAGCAAUUAUAAUUCCUUCUGGGCAAAGAUUCCGGCUCCACAACAGGAGUUGAACUGGGAUGAAGUUCGAACAAGGUGCCCAUCGAAUUGUUCUUCAGAAGAUUCUCGAAGCCUGGACGUGACGGGUUCAGAGGAUGAAGGAGGCGGGGAGGCGAGGGGGGAUGGCUGACGUCAUGUUCUGCGGCCAGUGCCGCGCUUCCCUUACCCUCUAUCUAACACUCUCUACCCAUAUUCAGCUCCUUACAACCACGAUUCGAGCUUUUACUUCUCCUAAAUUGUUAGAGUAUUUACAUUUAGGUGUGUUACGUGUUUUUGC
Molecule: messenger RNA, 1642 nt
Organism: Colias croceus (clouded yellow)
Lineage: Eukaryota; Metazoa; Arthropoda; Insecta; Lepidoptera; Pieridae
Product: asparagine-rich zinc finger protein AZF1-like
Exons: 5
Coding region: 203-1495 (430 amino acids)
Biological process (GO): negative regulation of transcription by RNA polymerase II; regulation of cell cycle process; neuron differentiation
Cellular component (GO): transcription repressor complex; nucleus
Molecular function (GO): RNA polymerase II cis-regulatory region sequence-specific DNA binding; DNA-binding transcription repressor activity, RNA polymerase II-specific
Source: RefSeq, a predicted model, not a curated record